Pyrenophora tritici-repentis Pt-1C-BFP is the source of this 3354-nucleotide messenger RNA. RefSeq names its product Myosin-tail-1 multi-domain protein. The record is from RefSeq and is a predicted model, not a curated record. Gene Ontology annotation, cellular component: type III intermediate filament; microtubule organizing center. NCBI's taxonomy places the organism in Eukaryota, Fungi, Ascomycota, Dothideomycetes, Pleosporales, Pleosporaceae.
AUGGCGCACCUUCUCACGACGCCUCGCACAGAGGUUGGCGACAUGACGCGCUUCACCACCAACGAUCCCUCCUUCAGCAUAGAAGAGACAUUUAUUGCGCCGACAGACCGCGACAAUCUGUUCAAGCAGAUGAAUGGCGUACGAACACCCCGAAACAACGUUGCAGCCCGACGCAACCGGAACGCGAAGAAUGAGUUCACGCCCAUGUUGAAGAGCGCAACCACCAACCGGACGCGCCAGGUCAACGGCUUACUAGAUGGAAAACUCACAACGCCCGCCGCGAUGAAACCAGGCUUUCAAGUCAGCAAUACGCCUCUGCCCGAGGCGAGCAUAUAUGAUGUAGAAUCCAGCUCGUUUGCCGGCUCAGUAGGUGAUCAGACAGAGGUGCCAAACCUCAGUGCGAGUGAUAUGAGCACGCCCAUGGCCCUGCCGAGACGAGCCGAGGGUGAAAUGGAUGGUGGCAAUGGCAAUGUGCUCACUCUGAGAGAGCAGGAGGCCCGUCUGGAGCAAAUCGACAAGGAAAAUUUCGGCCUGAAGCUUAAGAUCCACUUCCUCGAAGAGAACCUCAAGAAAAUGGGCCCCGAGUUCAACCAAAAAGCCAUGGAAGAGAACAUCAACCUCAAGUCGGAAAAGGUCACCAUGACGCAAGACCUGAGGAAAUACACAAAGGAUCUCAAAGCGGCCGAGAAGGAGUUGGACGAAUACAAGCAACGAUUGAGCGAAUACGCGGAGAAAGUCAAGAGGCGACAUGCUGACGAGGGUAUACGCGAGGAGAUGGAGGAACUCCGCAGACUGGCUGAGGAGCGUGCAGCUGAGAUUGAGCGCCUUGAGGGGAAAGUUGAAGAUGCGAAGUCUGCGGAGGAGGAACUGGAUAAGCUCGAUGCCGAGUUAGAGAGCGCACAGGCAGAGCUCAAGAGGAGGGACGCAUUACUAGAUGAGCAGGAGGAACAAAUCAAUAAGUUGGAGAACAAGCUAGCACAAGCGCAAGAUUCUCAGGCCGCUGGCAACGGGGAGAAGGACCGGCAACUCAAAGACCAGGCCAAGCGAAUCGCGGAAUUGGAAGAGCAGCUGCAAUCGUUCAAAGAUUCCCAGCAUGACGACUUGGCUGAUAAAGCCCGCCACUUGGCUGAGCGUAGCGAGAAAAUUGAGGAUCUUGAGGAUCAGCUUCGCUCAGUUGAGCGCGAGAAAGAUACUGAGAUCGACAAACUGCAAACUAAGUUUGCUUCGGCUGCAGAUAGCAAGGACGCACAAAUCCGAGAGCUGGAACAGCAACUUGACGAGGUAGAGCGCGAACUUGAUGAGGCAGACGAGCAGAAGCGACAGGAGCUUGCGGUCCUCGAGGAUCGACUUCGAUCUAUGGAGCGCGAAAAGGACGCUGAGUUUAGGGAGCUUCAGAGGCGCCUACAGACUGCUCAAAACGAGAAAGAUGCGGAGAUGGAUGCGUUGCGCGAACGCUUGGAACUCGCAGAGUCUCAGGGCGACAAUCAGGUCCAAUUAGCACAACAAUCCGCCAACGAUGCGAGGCAAAAGGUCGUUGACAUCACCCGCGAGAAGGGGGUUGAGAUUGAGCUCCUACAAUCACGAGUCGAUGCCGCCGAAACCAAGGCCGACGAACUGGAAGAUUUCCGCAGACAGCAUCAAGAUGCUAUGCAACAGAUUGCGCGCCUGCAACGAGAUGCGUCGGCUUAUGAACAGCAACUGCAGCAGCUCCGACGCGAUCUCAAUCAAAAGGAUCGCGAGCUGGAAGGCGUUGAAAGAUUACGCCGCGAACGCGACGAUGUCACGCAGGAGCUUACUGGGCUCCGUACAACGCUAUACACCAAAGAUGCUCAAGUACAAGCGCUCAACACUGCCACACGCGAACGGGACGCCUUAUCACGUGAACUUACGACUCUUCGCCGCGAGCGUGACAACCUCGUUUCUAAGAUGACGAGCAAGGACGAGCAAGUUGAGGCAUUGCGGAAAGGCAACAAUGACCGCGAUACUCUGGUUGCAAACCUUCGACAAGAGCGUAAUGAGAUCGAGAGUGAGAUGCGCAGCCUGCGGACGGCAGUGUCCGGCAAAGAUACACAGAUCGAGGCGCUUCAAAAGAUCACACGCGAACGAGACGCGCUCUCGCGAGAUGUUUCAACCCUGCAGUCAUCGUUGCAAACGCGUGAGCGUGACAUAGCUAAUUUGCAAAAGAAGAUUGAGGUACAAGAAGCGACACUCACGGAGCUUAAGCAGCUCAGGAGUGACCUCGGUGAUUGCACACGAGAGCUGGAGACGGCACGACAGACGAUAGUAGAUCGCGAAGCUGAGCUCGAUGCUCUGCGAGAUCAUGCCGAUGAACCCGACACACAGAUCGAUAUCAUGCAGGAUCUUAUUCGUAAGCGAGAUGAUGAGCUGGAGAAUCUGCGCGAUGAGUUGAACAACCAGAGGAGUCAAGUUGAAGCUCUCCAAAGACUAGCAGAAGAACGUCUGGAAGCACUUGAAGAGCUCAAGGAGACCGCCCAUCAAGAGAAGGACGACUUGGAAGCAGAAAUAGAAGUUCUGCAGGACGAUGCCGAGGAGGCUGCCGAAGAGAAGGCGUCUCUAGAAGAGAAAAUCGCCCUUCUUGAAUCCAUGAUCCGAGAGAAGGAAAAUCAGAACGGUGCUCUGCAAUCAGAGUCUCGUGCAGCCCAACGCGAACAAAAGGCAGCGCUUGAAAACAAGAUCCACGACCUAGAAUCACACAUCCGCGACAAGGACUCACAACACCGCAAACAGCUAUCCGAAGCCAAGUCAGCAGCGCGCGAUAAGCAGAUGGCUCUCGACCGUCAACUACGCGACCUGCAAUCCGAGCUUCGGGAGAAGGAAUCGCAGUACCGCCUUCUCCAAGCCUCAUCCAAAGCGAUACAGCAAAAGGCUAAACAAGACUCGGACGAUCUGGAUGAGCAGGCCGAAACCAUCACGAAACUCCACAUCAAGGAGAUUAACGGUCUAGCCAAGCAAAUCCAAUAUCUCCGCGCACGCUGCUCGCGAGCAGAAGCAUUCCGCGAAGCACUCGGAUACCAAAAACAAUUCUUCCUCAUGCAGAUCCAAAACUACAAUGAAGCCAAUCAAAAUGAACUCCACCUCAUCUCGCAAAUGGGCAUCACUCCCGACAUCACUGUGCACGACCGUCGGCCCAAAUUUAAAUCCGCGAUCCUGACCGUCAUCGCGGCAAUCAGGAUGCAAAGGCUCGCUGAUGGGUGGGCGCAGAACCGCAAGAUUCAUGAACAGCUUGUGGCUAAGCUGCAGGGUAUGCGUAGGAGGGAUGGAAGGAGUAUGGCGGGUGUGCCUACAAGUACGAGGAAGAGUGGAGGCGGCUCGCAGUUGAGGAUUGCGAGGUAG